GGUUUGCGUCAUCCAUAGGAGAUUUGGCGCUUGUGACUUUCUCCUCCAGUCGAGGCUCUUUAUAAAGUAGGGAAGAAGAAGAAGAAGAAGAAGAAGAAGAAGAGUCAAAAAGCUUUGUCUGUUCGAACUCGAAGAGGAGUGUACCCCUGUUUUGGCUUGUAUCAAUGGCGGCUCUCGCGGCCUGCAGGAAGACCCGAGAAUUGUCUCGCCCUUGACUCUUCAAGCUUUGAUCGCGACCCUUGUCUUCAACCCCCUCUCGAGACAAACUCUGCAGUCGAAGCACCGGCUUUCGCAAUGCCUGGCGGUGGCGGUGGCGGUGGCGAGACGGACGGAGGUCGAGACGUUCCGGAGAAGGGGCUGGGGCCGGCUGGAGUCGGGAAGGUGGAGGUGGAGGUGGAGGAGGCGGCCGCCGGGGGCGAGGGCCGGGCGUCGUCUCCGAGAGGCGUCCUGGAGAUCCCGUCCCUCGGCUCCGACUCCGAUCACAGCAGCAGCAGCAGUAGCUGCAGUAGCUCGUCGUCGUCUUCGGCGGCGGCGGCGGCCCAGAAGCCGACGGCGGCGGCUCAGAGGCUGCACUGGGGGGGCGUGCUCGACGCGUGGAGGAGGCGGUCGACGAGGAGGCUGCUGCUGCUGACGAGUCCUCCCGCGGAGGCGAGGGCCGACGCGUGCCCCUUCGAUCCUUCUUCGCGAAGAGGAUCGAAGACGACGACCGCCACCGCGACGAAGGCGAAGAAGAAGAAGAAGAAGCUGCUCCGGAUUCGCAGCGCCGAGGACGGGAUCGAUCGCGGGGCUCUGAAUCUGCCGGCGUCGAAGCCCACUUGGCGGAGCUUCGACCUUGCAGAGCUCGUGGCGGCUACAGACAACUUCAGCCCUGAGAACUUGAUUGAAGGAGGGCACGCGGAGGUGUACAAAGGGCGAUUACCCGAUGGCCUGCUAGUAGCGGUGAAGCGAUUGAUCAAGAAAGAUAAGGAAGAAGAGACUAGGACUGCUGAUUUCUUGUCUGAACUGGGGAUCAUAGCCCACAUCGACCACCCAAAUGCGGCUCGGUUGCUCGGCUAUGGCGUGGACGGCGGUCUCCACCUUGUCCUCCAGUUCUCUCCCCACGGGAGCCUCGCUUCGGUACUUCACGGUUCAGCAGAGAGUCUUGAAUGGAAAAUAAGGUUUAAGGUUGCUGUAGGAGUAGCUGAAGGGCUGAAAUAUCUCCACUACAGUUGCCAAAGGAGGAUCAUUCACAGAGACAUCAAAGCCUCCAAUAUAUUACUCACCGAAGACUAUGAGCCCCAGAUAUCUGAUUUUGGAUUGGCAAAGUGGCUUCCUGAGAAGUGGGCUCAGCACGUCGUGUUCCCAAUCGAGGGCACAUUCGGAUAUUUAGCCCCAGAAUACUUCAUGCAUGGAAUUGUGGACGAAAAGAUUGAUGUCUUUGCGUUUGGAGUUCUGCUACUCGAGCUCAUUACAGGUCGCCGUGCUGUUGAUUCAACCCGCCAGAGCCUAGUUAUGUGGGCCAAGCCACUCCUUGACGUAAAUAACAUCAGAGGAUUGGCGGAUCCACGGUUGAAAGACGCUUAUGAUAUCGCAGAAAUGAAAAGAGCCACACUGAUGGCUUCAAUGUGCGUUCACUGCAUAUCCACCAUGCGUCCAGAUAUGAAGAAGGUUGUGCAGAUGCUCAAGGGUGAGGAUGGUGCUCAAGAGUGGAAGCAGAAAUCAGUAUCAGGAAGAGCACUUCUGUUGGAUGCCUGUGACCUGGAAGACUAUUCUUGCACUACCUAUCUCAAGGAUCUUAACCGGCACAUGCAGCUUCUUAUGCAAGAGUAAAUUGCUCAGUGCAUCGGCAUUUCUCGCAAUUACUUGUCAUUGCCAAGAAGAAUUCUUUGCAUGCGUCGAGGGUGAGAAUUAGCAAGUUGGCUAAUUGCUCAAUUCCUUUAAAAAUGUAAACACGAGCAUAACACCCCUCCUUUUUUUCUUUUUUCUUUUUUUCUUUUUCCUAGGGAGUGAAUUAUCGAAAAAGGCAUGUAAAAUGGGUGCUGGAAUACAGUCAAUAUGUAAUGUCUUCCCCCAUUGUCGUUACUUACUGGAAAUACCAAAGAUUCGAGUGACCA
Molecule: messenger RNA, 2093 nt
Organism: Eucalyptus grandis
Lineage: Eukaryota; Viridiplantae; Streptophyta; Magnoliopsida; Myrtales; Myrtaceae
Product: receptor-like cytosolic serine/threonine-protein kinase RBK1
Biological process (GO): protein phosphorylation
Molecular function (GO): ATP binding; protein kinase activity
Source: RefSeq, a predicted model, not a curated record